Molecule: messenger RNA, 2223 nt
Organism: Momordica charantia (bitter melon)
Lineage: Eukaryota; Viridiplantae; Streptophyta; Magnoliopsida; Cucurbitales; Cucurbitaceae
Product: putative protein phosphatase 2C 27
Biological process (GO): protein dephosphorylation
Molecular function (GO): protein serine/threonine phosphatase activity; cation binding
Source: RefSeq, a predicted model, not a curated record
UUCACAUUCAUUUUCUUCCUCCUGAGAGAUUCUGUUUGUCUUCCAGACAUUUUCGUCUUAGGGUUUCUUCUAUUUUCAGACCACCAACGCCAACGCCAACGCCAAGCUUCUCGAUUCCCUUCGUCAAUUACAGUCCUCCCCGUCACAAUUCUCUUACCCUUUUUUCUCGGAUUCUUCCAAACCCAUAUAUUUCCUUUUUCUCUGCCUCGUAUCAUCUCUAUCACACUUUUCCGACGCACUUACUUUGCUGUCUGCCCUUCUCUCAAUUGCAGCAAUACAUCUUAACCCCCCUUUCCACUUUACUUUAUUCGACAACUUUUGGGGAUUUUUUUUUAUCUCUCUGGGUUUUGGUCCUUCGACAAUAAAUUUUAGUAUUUGGCAUGGUAGAUCCGAUAUUUCCCAUCGGACGCAAGGGAAGGUUGGCAGAUUUUACCGUCGUUUUCUGGGUUUCUUCUCCGUCUUUCAUGGUUUGAUCUGCAGUUUGUUCCGGGUCUCGUUGUGUUGCUGAUUUCAAGUUCUCGUAUCUUUAAGAUUUAGAUUGGGAUAAUUUGGUAAAGUUGAGGUCGAUUGGUUGAUCCGUGCCCCAGACCUGGCUGAUACCGCUGGAACUUGCAAUCAUCACAUAUUAUUUCUGAUUGGUCAACCGAGGCUGGUUUCCAAGUUUCUAAUUUGGAACUUUGGUAUCUAUCUGGGAAUUGCUUUGUCCCAAGGACGCUGUUCGUAGCUCUUGUGAGAUAAGGGUCAAUCAAAAUCAACUCUAUAGAUAAAUUUAUGUCUUGGAAAGAAAUAUGGCUACGGGUAUAGAUUUUUCACCUCCCUUCACCCUACUAGAAGGCGGCGGAUACAAUAAGGACAAUGUAUCACCGACGAAUGAUGAAAGUUCUGAUAGCUUUAAUAGUUUGAAACAGAUGACCAGUGGGAAACCUCCCCGGCACCUCUCAGUUAUGCGGCAUAGUGUGAGCUCCAUAAAGCUGCUAGGCCAAGCUGAUUUAAGCUUGGAUGCUGAAACUCUUGGCAAUAAGUCGCCUGAUGGAAAAGCAGGAUACUUACCUGUCUUUAGAUCGGGUAGCUGUUCAGAAAGGGGACCUAAACAGUACAUGGAAGACGAGCAUAUAUGCAUAGAUGAUCUUGUUGGACAUAUCCAUGCAUGUGAAGAUUUCACUUCUCCUGGAGCUUUCUAUGGUGUAUUUGAUGGCCAUGGGGGUAAAGACGCAGCAGCUUUUGUUAGAAAUAACAUCCUCAGAUUCAUAGUCGAAGACUCAUGUUUCCCAAUUUGUGUUGAGAAGGCAAUUAAGAGUGCUUUUAUGAAAGCCGAUUAUGCAUUUGCUGAUGCUAGUUCUAUGGAUAUCUCGUCCGGCACAACUGCUCUAACUGCUUUCAUCUUUGGAAGGACAAUGAUAAUUGCGAAUGCUGGAGAUUGUCGAGCUGUUCUGGGGAGGAGGGGCAAGGCAAUUGAGGUGUCGAAGGAUCACAAGCCCAACUGUGCAUCUGAAAAACUUAGAAUUGAGAAGCUUGGCGGAGUGAUUUAUGAUGGCUACCUGAAUGGCCAGUUAUCUGUUGCUCGUGCUCUAGGAGACUGGCACAUGAAAGGUGCCAAGGGUUCUGCAUGCCCACUGAGUGCAGAGCCAGAGCUGCAGGAAUUGCAUUUGAAAGAGGAAGAUGAAUUCCUGAUAAUGGGGUGCGAUGGGCUUUGGGAUGUCAUGAGCAGUCAGUGUGCUGUUACAAUGGCAAGGAAAGAGCUGAUGCUACAUAAUGAUCCUGAAAGAUGUUCAAGAGAGCUGGUAAGGGAGGCACUAAAGCGCAACACAUGCGAUAAUUUAACCGUUAUCGUGGUCUGUUUUUCCGCUGAUCCACCCCCUCGGAUAGAAGUACCUCCAACUCGAGUAAGGAGAAGCAUAUCAUUAGAAGGGCUGAAUUUGUUGAAAGGCGUACUGGACUGCAAUUCAUGAUUUUAAAGGGAGAGAUGUGAGAGAGAGGUGUAUAUAUAACAUUGGUUUAGCAGACUGGGCUACGGUUUCUCACCCGAGCUACCGAUGCCCCUUAUCUAUUUGGCAUUGGAUGCUUUAAUGAGGAAAAUAAAGAGUCUUUUUUUUUUUUUUUUGGUUAUAAUGUGAUUUCAAUUCCGUGCAUGUACAGAUUAAUGUCGUACCAGUUGGAAACCCUAAAAUUCAUUUGUUUCCUAAUCUCUGCUUUUGAAUGAAGUUGGUGAAAUUUUUGGAAGCA